This is a messenger RNA of Cynara cardunculus var. scolymus (artichoke), 950 nucleotides long. Its product is annotated as GATA transcription factor 7-like. The transcript is spliced from 2 exons. Bases 46 to 891 code for a protein of 281 amino acids. Lineage: Eukaryota; Viridiplantae; Streptophyta; Magnoliopsida; Asterales; Asteraceae. The record is from RefSeq and is a predicted model, not a curated record. Gene Ontology annotation, molecular function: sequence-specific DNA binding; zinc ion binding. Gene Ontology annotation, biological process: regulation of DNA-templated transcription.
CUUUAUCUUGUUUCUCUCUGCCUUCUUUUAAAAGUAAAAGAGGGAAUGGACUUCUGCCGGAAUGUCUCAGUUUCAGGUGGGAUUCCGGCCAACUAUCCGCCGGAGCAACAACUUCUGUCUCCAUCUUGCUCUAAACUCGGCAGCCUUGAUGACCUCUUCUCCGGCCACUCCAUGGAAGAAGGAGAUAUCAACACAGAAUGGCUGUCAAUUUUUGUGGAAGAUUGUUUAUCCAGCAGUGGAAGUUGCAUACCAGUAGCCAUGCCUUUAAAUCCCAUGAGUACAACUUCCGAUGCACAAGGUACAACAACCACAGCAGCAGCAGCAGCAGCAGCAGCAGAAGAAGAAAAAGACUCUGAAAUGAAGAAGAAAAAGAAGAAACCCCAUUUGGGAAACAAUCUUUCCCUGCAUAAAUUGGUUGUACCUUGCAAAGCAAGAAGCAAGAGAAGGAAGAGAAGUCAAUUCAAAGGUACAACUCCAUUAAGCUGGUGUCAAGAUUACCCCAUGAACACAGACCCUCCAUUGCUUCAUCAAGCUUAUUGGUUAGCAGACAGUGAGCUUAUUUUACCAAACAAAAGUACAACUCCUAACAGCAGCAGAAGUGGAGAUUACGGGCAGGGAGUGUACAAGCAGAUAAAGCAUGAAGAAGAAGAGGGCAGCAGCAGCGGGCAGGGAAGGAGAUGCAGCCAUUGUUUGUCUCAAAGAACCCCACAGUGGCGGGCAGGACCAGAAGGGCCAAAAACACUGUGUAAUGCAUGUGGCGUUAGGUAUAAGUCCGGCAGGCUGUUGCCGGAAUACCGGCCGGCGAAGAGUCCGACGUUUGUGAGUUAUAAACACUCGAAUUCGCACAAGAAAGUGUUGGAGAUGAGGAUGUGUUCAUCAUCUUCUUCCUGAAAUGAAAUCAUUUUUUUAUGUUAAAAUUAAUGGAAUUGAAGGAUCUUUUAGGAUUUGAA